CGAGAAGGAGAAAGAGUCAGGAAGGGGUCGGGCAUGUUGGAAACAGGUUAUUAAUUGGCUGGCGAGUAGGAUCCUUCUUAGAUGUUGUCUAACAACCUACCUUACCCAUCAUCUACCUUCCGCUCUGAACAAUGGAUCUAUUCGACAACGAGGCAAGGGCAAAGCAGUGUGUGUGGUUCUGAAUGUUUGUGGUUCUGGAUGUGUGUGGUUCUGGAUGUGUGUGGUUCUGGAUGUGUGUGGUUCUGGAUGUGUGUGGUUCUGGAUGUGUGUGGUUCUCGAUAUGUGUGGUUCUGGAGGUGGGUGAGGUUUAAUUCAUUUUCGUUUUCGUUUCCGCCUCGUUUUCGACAACGAGGGUUAGGGUAGGUUAAUUUAGUUCGAGUUUAAAAUUGCGCGCCAAGACUUGCUCUGUCCGAGACCACGCUGAAACUUGUGGGGUCUGGGAAUUUGGUAACCCCGACGGGCUGUCGGUGCCCACGGCCAUCUCG
This is a messenger RNA of Lasiosphaeria miniovina, 485 nucleotides long. RefSeq lists its product as uncharacterized. The record is from RefSeq and is a predicted model, not a curated record. Bases 82 to 363 code for a protein of 93 amino acids. Lineage: Eukaryota; Fungi; Ascomycota; Sordariomycetes; Sordariales; Lasiosphaeriaceae. The transcript has a single exon.